Diaporthe citri is the source of this 4809-nucleotide messenger RNA. RefSeq lists its product as uncharacterized. The record is from RefSeq and is a predicted model, not a curated record. Gene Ontology annotation, cellular component: endoplasmic reticulum exit site; COPII vesicle coat. The transcript has 5 exons. Gene Ontology annotation, molecular function: structural molecule activity; protein binding. Bases 1 to 4809 code for a protein of 1602 amino acids. NCBI's taxonomy places the organism in Eukaryota, Fungi, Ascomycota, Sordariomycetes, Diaporthales, Diaporthaceae. Gene Ontology annotation, biological process: endoplasmic reticulum to Golgi vesicle-mediated transport; intracellular protein transport; endoplasmic reticulum organization.
AUGGUACGACUUAGAGAAAUCCCUCGCACGGCAGCCCUGGCCUGGUCCUCCGGGCCUGCCAAACCGCUUCUUGUCACCGGCACUCGUGCUGGAGCCGUCGACGAUAGCUUCUCCGACGAGGUCAAGCUUGAGCUGUGGGACCUGAACCUGGACGAUCAGGCGCAGGGACUCGAGCUACAGCCCAUUGCUAGCAUCGCCGCAGAUUCAAAAUUCCACGACCUGGCCUGGGGCCCACCAGACGACACGCACCCUCGAGGCAUCAUCGCUGGGGGACUUGAGAAUGGGUCAUUGCAUCUUUGGGAUGCCGAGAAGCUAAUGUCCGGAGCAUCAGAUGCCGAAAUAGCACAUACCUCGAAGCACAGCGGCGCGAUCAAGUCCCUCCAAUUCAACCCGCUGAAGCCCCAAAUCAUAGCUACCGCGGGCGACAAGGGCGAGCUAUGGAUUCACGACGUCAACGAUAUUGAGAACCCGCUGCGCCUUGGGAAUGCUGCGGCCCGGUCGGACGAUAUCGAGUGUGUGGCAUGGAACAGAAAAGUCUCACAUAUUCUGGCAACCGGGGGCUCUGGAGGCUUCGUCACCGUGUGGGACUUGAAGACCAAGAAGGCGUCCCUGACGCUCAACAACAACCGCAAGCGAGUGAGCGCCAUAGCAUGGGACCCGCAGAACUCGACCAAGCUCCUGACGGCGACCCCUGACGACAGUGCGCCCGUCAUUCUCCUCUGGGAUCUGAGGAACUCCAAUGCGCCAGAGCGGACGUUGCAGGGACAUGAGCAGGGAGUGCUGUCUCUGUCGUGGUGUGAACAAGACAGCGAUCUGUUGAUUUCCUCUGGCAAGGACAACCGAACCGUUGUUUGGAACCCCCAGACUGGUGAGCGCUACGGAGAAUUUCCAGAAGUUACGAACUGGACCUUUUUGACUCGGUUCAACCCUCAUAACCCCUCGCUGUCGGCUACAGCGUCCUUUGACGGCAAGAUUGCCAUCCAAACACUUCAGAACACCAAUGCUUCGACCGCGCAGACUGCCGCACAAGACAAUCUCGACGGCGAGGAUUUCUUCACCAGCGCGCAAACACAGCCUCAGGGGUCAUCGUUCUCCCUUCCCAAGGCUCCAGUGUGGAUGCAGAGACCAAUCGGCGCUUCGUUUGGUUUCGGCGGCAAGGUCGUCGUUUUCAGGAAGAAUACCGUUGCGAGUGGUCACCCUCGCUCAUCAAAGAUUUCGAUCUCCCAGUUUUCCGUGGAUUCCGAAGUUUCCGCCCAGGCCGAGAAGUUUGAGACCGCGGUCCAGAGCGGGGAUCUCAAGCAGAUCUGUCAGUCGCACUUGGAGCAGGCCAAGACCGAUGAUGAGAAGGCCGACUGGCUUGUCAUGGACACGCUCGUUGCGGAAGAUCCUCGUCAGCAAGUCAUAAGCCACCUGGGCUUUUCGAAGGACGACCAAGUGACCAAUGGCGACGAAGAGAAGGAGACACUGGAGGGUGAGGAAGCAGAAGCACCCAAAGAGAAUGGCAUCAAGAAGUCCUCGCACAAGAGGAUGACGAGCAUCUUCGAUGGCGCGGAUGGCGAUGACUUCCUGUCGGGCUUGGCCGCCAACAAGGGCGCCAAGACAGAGGACCCAUUCCAUCUCCUUAGCGAAGGCAAUACUGCCCUGGAGGAUCAGGUCACCAAGGCUCUCAUGCUCGGCAACUUUGCCAAAGCUGCGGACACCUGUCUGAAGGAAGACCGCAUCGCAGAUGCUUUCAUCAUCGCCAACUGUGGUGGAAAGGAGCUCGUGGAUAAAGUGCAGGCAGCUUACCUCUCCAACAGGAAGGGUAGCCCCAGCUAUCUUCGUCUCCUGAGCUCGGUCAUUGCUGGCAACCUCUGGGAUGUUGUAUACAAUGCGGAUCUGGCCAACUGGAAGGAGACCAUGGCCACGCUGUGCACCUUUGCACAGCCAAACGAGUUUCCCGACCUCUGCGAGGCGCUCGGCGACCGUAUUCUUGAAUCAGGCUCGCGUAAAGACGCCUCUUUCUGCUACCUGGUCGGCUCAAAACUGGAGAAGGUUGUUUCCAUCUGGAUCGAAGAGCUCUCGGAGACUGAACAGGCCGAGAUGAAGGAGCCUAGCGAGGACUCAACUUUCUCGGUGCAUGCCAGAUCUCUACAGCAGUUCAUUGAGAAGGUCACGAUCUUCAGGCAGGUGACCAAGUUCCAGGACUCCGAGACUGGUCUCUCCUCGGACUGGAAGCUAUCGGCGUUAUACGACAAGUAUGUCGAGUAUGCAGACAUCGUUGCGGCCCACGGCCUCCUGCCUGUGGCUCAGAAGUAUCUUGAUCUUUUGCCGGCAAGCUACUCUGCAGCAGAAGUUGCCAGGAACCGCGUCAGACUGGCAACUCAGAAGAGCACUGCCCAGACAGCUGCUCGCCAACCAGCGACAGCGUCACGGACAGCUUCUCGGGCCCAGCCUUCUCGGGCACAGCCUGUCGGCUAUCAGCCUCCACAGCCUGCCGCCCCGACUGCUGCGAACCCGUAUGCUCCGCCCGUACCGGUUCAGAGUCCAUCUGCAAACCCGUACGCCCCGCCGGCACCAGUCCAGACGCCAUCUGCGAACCCAUAUGCUCCGCCUUCGACGAUACCCGCUGCGAAUCCCUAUGCGCCGCCUGGAGUUGCUCCAGCGGCCAACCCGUACGCGCCGUCUCCAUCCGCGACCUUUGGUCAACCUCAGCAAGGCUACGGGGCGUUUGGGCAACCGCCGAUAGCACCACCGCCUAUGGCUGGCCCGCCGAGAGCGGGGACACCGGGCUCCAACCCGCCUCUUCUUCGGGCCAAGGACGUGGGUGACUGGAACGAUGUGCCGAUGGUCACGAAAGUGCCGCCCCGGAAGUCCACACCGCGAACGGCUCCCAUCACAGCGCCAUUCCCUGGCCAGCCGGGCUCUGGGGUGCCACCACCGCCUCAAAGCCCUUAUGGGGCUCCACCUCGUGCCACGCCGACACCUCCUCCUCCGCCACCGAAGGCAGGCCAGGCUGGCCCUCCCCGUGUGACCUCACCCUUGGCAGGACCUCCGCAGGCGCGACCGCCGCCCACGGCCUCGAAUGCGUAUGCCCCUGCACCAGGCGGAGCCGCGCCACGGACUGCUUCUCCAUACGGCGCACCCCCAGCUGGGCCACCGCAGUCAAGUCGAUAUGCUCCGGCACCAGCUGCCCAGCAAUUUUCUCAGCCGCCAGCUGCAUCGAUGCCUCCUCCUGCUGCUGCCAGCCGGCCGCCACCAGCCAACCCCUAUGCAGCGCCCCCGGCCGGGCCAGGCCAGUUCGCGCCGUCACCGUACGCCCCGGCUGCCACACCAACAGGCCAGACGCCCGUGGCGCCGCCACCAUCAUCAUUCGGCCCUCCGCCAACUGCUCAAUCAGCCGCGACGCCGCCGCCGCCAAGGUCCGCGCCGUCGCCGGCUGCUGCCCCUCCCAAGGCCAGGCACCCGGCUGGUGACCGUUCACACAUCCCAGCCAGUGCCCAAAACAUGGUUGAUGUCCUCAGCCGCGACAUGCAAAGAGUGGCAUCGAAGGCGCCGCAGAACUUUGCUCCUCAAGUGAAGGACACCCAGAAGCGGCUGAACCUGCUGUUCGACCAUUUGAACAACGAGGAGCUGGUCAAGCCGGACACGAUCGCACAGCUCUCCCAGCUGGCUAAUGCACUCGAGUCCAAGGACUACGGCCAGGCUCAUCAAAUCCAGGUGAACAUUCAUGAGAACAAGACGGAGGAGUGUGGUAAUUGGAUGGUCGGAAUCAAGAGGCUGAUCAGACCGAGCCCUGAUGAGGCUGCGGCCGCUGCGCGAGCAGCUGAGCAGGCCCGCUUGCGCAAGGAACGCCGCGAGGCAAAGAUCAAGGCCGGCGGCAACGCUCGCUUGAACAGGAUCACCGGGCUGGGAGGAGGUGUUCAGAGGGACCCAAUACCAAGCAAUCCCCAAUCGGCAGCGUCCUCGCCAGCCCCUGCCGCGGCAGCCAAACCAGCGACCGGCGAGGACCAACAACACGGCGACCCGGACGAGGUCGACAUAUCUGAGCACUACUACGAGCCGCAGAAGACGAACCGGAUUCCCUCCCCGUCGCCUGCCGGCAGGGGCAGCGGCGGCCCGAACAGCAACGUGUCGGAGGACCAGCUGCGCCAGAUGAUGCUCGGCUUCGACCGCCCGGCCACCCCCGGCGCCAACGGCACCGGUCCCGCAAACCCUUUAGAUCCGGCGGCCAUGUUCGGCGGAGCGAACGGCGAGGAGGAUCCCAUGAUGAAGAUGCUGUCGCAGAUGCUCGGUGGGGCCGGCGGGAUGCCGCCCGGUGUGGGACAGGGCGGCGGCCCGGGCGGCCCCGGCAGCAACCCCUUUGCAGGUGGCAACCCCUUCGCGGGAGGCAUGCAGCCGCAGCAGCAGCAUCAAGCCGCGGCAUUCGACCCCUACUCCGCCUUCUGGCGCUUGGUGCACUUCCUCCUCGCGGCCGGGCUGGGGCUGUACAUCGCAACGGUGGCGGGCUUCACGGGCACCAAGAUCGAGAGGGAGAGGGGCGCGUUCGCCGCCAGCACCGGCCGCUCUGCCGACGACGACGGGCGCAGGUACUUCUUCUGGACGUUCGCCACCGCCGAGACGAUCCUGCUCACGAGCCGGCUCCUCCUGGACCAGGGGCGAGCGCCGCCCCCGGGGAUCUUGUGGACUAUCUUGGGCUUCAUACCGGAUGGCAGGAUGAAGGGGCUGGUGACUACGGGGCUCAAGUACUCUCGGAUCUUCACCACUCUCCGCUCGGAUAUACUUGUCUGUGUCUUUGUGCUUGGUGUGACUUCUUGGCUGAACUCUUGA